CACCAGGCUUCUCUCAUCUCCUGCAUUAUCUAGUUUGCAGUAUCUUGUCGGAGCAAUGUCACUCCCCGACCGAUAGCCAUUAUGAUUCAUCGACCUGAGUCGCGAUUCUCACACUGCUGAUUUCACAGGCGCCAUUCUUGAAUUCACAGGAUGCUAGAGCACCGGCUUUGAGGCGCGUCGAAAGCAGCAGAUCCGACUCAGCAUGUCCCCCCUUUCCCCCAGGCGCUGGCGCGCGGGGGAGAGGGUGGAAGUUGCUCCUCGGGGGGAGGGUUUCCAGGGCGCUUGGUUCACUGCCGUGCUGCUGGCGGUAGACAGAGGCAGGCGGAUGGGUUCAGUGCGGUACGAGGAGAUGAUGGAGGAGGACGGGCUGACCAGGCUGACCGAACACGUCAGCUUGGAUCAGAUCCGCCCCGUGCCACCUGUCAUUGAUGGGGAUGACCCUGCCAUGUGGGAUGAGGGCCAUCCCGUGGAGGCGUGGGACAAUGAUGGCUGGUGGGUAGGCACAAUCGUUGGCCGCGUCUUCAGGCGCCGAACCAUGCCCCAUCCCGAACCUCCCGGUGCUGUGCCUGGCGCUAGGCUCGGCACCGAGGCUGACGUGCUGGCGUUCAGGGUGUAUUUCCAGGGAUCAACGGAGCAGAAGGUGUUUCUGGCCCGUGACCUGCGCACGAGAAUGGACUGGCUUCAUGGCAAGUGGAUCUCGCUGGGGCCCGUGGCUGCUGACGCUGACGCUGCUGCUGACAUGUCUCCUUCGUCUGCUGACGCUGCUGCUGCUGCUGCUGCUGCUGCUGCCGGUGAUGCUGCUGCUGCUGCUGCUGCUCCUGCCGUUACUGCCGCUGUAACUUCUGCUGCUAUCACUCAUGUAGCUAUGGGUAUUGCUAAUGUAUCAGCUUGUGCUGAUGCUGUAACGGAUGCUGUAACGGAUCCUGAAGCUGAUGCUGUAACCAUGCAAGACAUGGCAGCCGGAGGAGGAGCAGCGGGAGCAGCAGCAGAGGAAGGGGGCAAGGCAGCAUUACUAGCUGAUGGAAGAGGGGCUUCUUUGGCUUCAGGGCCCGAGACUCAGGCGGGGGAGACUCAGGCGGGGGAGACUCAGGCGGGGGAGGAGUCUGUGAUGGAGGGGAGAGCAGGAGCCGAGGAAAGGGAUGACGUGGCUGCAGCAGCAGCAGCAGCAGCAGCAGCAGCAGCAGGGGAAAGAGAAAGAGGAGCACUACCAGCAGCAGAACGAUUAGCUGCAGCAGCAGUAGCAGCAGCAGACGAAGCAGGUCAUUCGCCAUCAGCAGGAUCACCAGCAGCGGAACAUGAAGCAGCAGCGCCAGGAGUGAAGGAGUGCGUUGAUGAGUGUGGAUUGGAGGGCGGGGUGAACGAGGGUGGUAUGGGGCAGGGUGGGUUGAAGGAGCAGGCUGCUGGUCACCAGGAGAUAGAUUCAGGGGAGCCGUUUUCUUGUGGGCCGGUGACAGUAGGACAGUGUGACAUUAGUGAAGGGCGGGCGGCGCCUGUGAGUGUGGGUGGUGCUAGUGAUCCUAAAGAAUGUCAGAGAGGAGGUGACGGAGGGAAUGGCGAGGAGUGGGGUGGAGAGGGAGAGUGUGAAGAGAAAAUGAGGGGUGGAGAGGGGAAGAGUGAAGAGAAAGAGAGGGGUGGAGAGGGGAAGAGUGAAGAGAAAGAGAGGGGUGGAGAGGGAAAGAGUGAAGAGAAAGAGAGGGGUGGAGAGGGAAAGAGUGAGGAGAAAGAGAGGGUUGGAGAGGGGAAGAGAGAAGAGAAAGAGAGAUGGAGAGAGGGGAAGAGUGAAGUGAAAGAUAGGGGUGGAGAGGGGGAGUAUGAAGAGAAAGCGAGGGGAGGAGAGGAAGGGGCCACAGGCCUAGCCACCGUCCUUGGCAGCAAGGCACGCAUAUCUGUGCACGUGCUUGGUGCAGCGAGAGGGGAUGAAGGGGAGGAAAGGGAACCAGGCUUCGAUGCGAGGUCGCCACCAGAUGGGAGUGGUGGUGGGCGUGAGUGCAGGGCAGCUGGGAAUGUGCCACAGGCAGUAGGAGGCGCUCCAACAGCAGCAGGCAGACCUGUGCACGUGCUUGGUGCAGUGAGAGUCGAGCGGGUGGUGCGGGAUGGCGGUAAAGGUGCGAGGUCACCACCACUCGAGAGCAGCGGUGAGGGUGAGGGUAGAGGCAGGGCAGCAGAAUAUGCGAUACACGUGGCAGCACCUGAGGUUGAGGGAUUAGCAGCUUUGGAGAAGCGUAGAAGCACCACGUGUCAGCCCCUCAGUGAUUCCUGUCCGGAUAAACCCUGUCAGGUUAAAUCCUGUCCAGAUAAACCCUGUCAGGAUAAACCCUGUCCAGAUAAACCCUGUCAGGAUGACCCCUGGGAUCUGAGCGCUGCUACUGGUUGUUCCAAUGCUGGUGCUGGAGAGAGGGAGGCUCCACUGAUCGUCUACAAGCGAAGGAGGACAGCGCAGGGGUGGGUGGGGCCAUGCCUAGACAUGCAGAGACAAAAGAUUAAAUUCUACUCUCAAAUUCUAAGUCAGACAAUUAAGGGGGGAGGAGUCCCGUUGGUGGGUGUUUCUCUUGCAGAAGCAGCAGGUGGAGGAGGGGGUGAGCCGGCAGGAAGACACUCGGUGGCGCCUCAGGGCGGGGGCAAGCAGGCUGCACUGCUGCAGGAAACGCAGGGGGCAGGAGGGGGGAGGCAGGCAGGUGGGGGAGAUAAGAGUGCAGCAGGUGGGACUGGGGGAGGGAGAGGGAGGCUUUCAAGGCAGUGCAAGGCGUCUAGGGUUUAUGCCAAGAUGUUGGGAAAGGGAGGAGGAGUAGAAGGGAGAGGCGGAGCAGAAGGGAGAGGAGGAGUAACAGAAGGGAGAGGAGGAGGUUUGAAGGCCACCUCGCAUGCACCAAGCACCCUUCCUCCGUUCACCUCCAGCACAGGAUUGAAAACGAAGGCAGCAGCAGCAGCUGCUUCUGCUUCUGCUACUGCUGCUGCUGCUGCCCCUGCCACACCCGCCGCAUUUCCCACCACACCUGCUGCAACUCCUGCCGCACCCGAUGGUGCGCCUGCCACCCCUGCAGCAAUGCCUGCAGCGAUGCCUGCAACGAUGCCUGCAGCGAUGCCUGCAGCAAUGCCUGCAGCGAUGCCUGCAGCGAUGCCUGCAGCGAUGCCUGCAACGCCCAUGGUGGGUGGGGAGAGGCCACGGGCACCUCCAGUCGCAAAGGCGAUCUCUGAGGCGCCUCAUGUAAGGCGAGCAGGAGGGGGGAGUGUAGGUGACAGGAGAAGGGAGUUGAUUGGGGUGGAUGUUGGGGAGCAGGGAGUGGCGAGGGUGGAGGGAGUGGUGGAGGUGGAUGAGUGGGGAGAGGUGGGGGGGGAGCAGGAGAGGGCAGGUGGGGGAGCGGUGGUGGAAAUUGAGGAUGAUGGGGAGGAGGUGGAUGUGGAGGAGUUGAGAGAGGUGCAUGGUGUCAAGGAAGGCGGUGAUAAUGAUGCUGGUGUGGAGGAGGAUGAGGACGAUGAAGAGGAUGACGAAGAUGAUGAUGAGGAUGAUGAUGUGGUGGAGGUGGUGGGGGAGGAGGUAUGUGUGAGCAUAGUGCAGCAUAGACCAGGAGAAGCGGCAGUACCAGCAGGAGAACCGGUGCACCGGCAUGUGAAUGUGACAUCCCCCUCGGGUCUCACCACAGCAGCAGGACAGACCAACUUCUCCACACUGGCCCUUACAGCAGCGCAUGCCAAAGCACAUCCACAUGCAAGAGCACAUACAAAUACAACAGCGUACACAGAAGCGUGCACAUCUGCACCUGCAGGCAUGGCAGCAGCUCCCCACACACCAGCAGCACCUUCAGUCCAUCACUGUGCGCCUGUUACCUCGCCAUUCCAGCCAACCCUAGGAGCUGCACGGCUGUGCUCCGAGCAGCACAUCGGCGGGGUGAAGAGACAGCGGUUCUUUGGCACCUGGAGCCGCCAGGGGCCUCUUUUCCACAGCCGCGACACGCUGCAGACACACAAUGGACCGGGGGCCACUACUGAGAACAAAGAGUACUGUGGGGUGUCGACUCGAUCACUCUAUGGAGGGGGGGAUAUGAGGCAUGUAGCUGGUGGGGUAGAGAGAGAGGUGGUGCUUGGGGGAGGGGAUACGGGGGUCCAGGCAGUGGCAGAGGCGGCAUACGGGGGGGUGCUGCAUGCGCUGUGGGUGCAGGGAGGGGGAGAGGGCAUCACGUGGGAUAAGGAAGUGCUGCUGACAGACCUCCGCCGGGCUUUAAGUAUUUCCAACGACCAGCACUCUCGCCUGCUUGCUGCUCUGCUCUCACAGGAUGCGACAGCUGAUGCCAGCUGGUAAUUUGAUGUCAAAAUUGAUACUUCAGUUUGUUUCAUGCAGCAUAUGAUUGUGAAGGCGUCUCGCAUAGGCAGCGGCAGUGUGGUACUAGCAUGAGAGCUACUACUUGUACCAGGCUUCCCACCAGCAUGCGGAUCUAGCGUAACUGUGACUUCUCCACAAUGGAAAUUCGACUCCAUGCAUCUUACAGCCUGCAUGGCGGGGGACUUCAGGCAUCCUUCGGUAGAGAUGAAUAAAGAUUCAGUGUACAU
Molecule: messenger RNA, 4545 nt
Organism: Closterium sp. NIES-67
Lineage: Eukaryota; Viridiplantae; Streptophyta; Zygnematophyceae; Desmidiales; Closteriaceae
Source: the annotation of a GenBank genome assembly